Messenger RNA from Helianthus annuus (common sunflower), 423 nucleotides. RefSeq lists its product as uncharacterized. The transcript has a single exon. Bases 1 to 423 code for a protein of 140 amino acids. The record is from RefSeq and is a predicted model, not a curated record. Lineage: Eukaryota; Viridiplantae; Streptophyta; Magnoliopsida; Asterales; Asteraceae.
AUGGAGAACUUAGCAACACCGGAGAAACAACCCGCAACUUCACAACCACAACAAUUCUCGCCAACACCUACCCAACCUUCACCAAACACUACCAUACCAGUUCCACCACAACAACCGCAAUCUACACAACCUACCUCUACAUCUCCAGUACCAUCAUUCUCAACCUUUUUCCCAAACUUUGAUAACAAUGAACCAACUUCCACCCAAACAACAUCUCUUCAACACCCAACUACAAACCAGACUGUCAAUUUACAGCAGUCGUCUCCUUACGUUAGAAUCAUUCCUGAUGACACUCCAUCACCGAUUCAAACUCAAGCACCUAAUGCAACAAUCAAUAUUACCAGCCCCAAAAUCAAAAUAACUAUCAGAGGGAAAAUAACGUCGGUUAUCAAAGGAACUACCAGCAAGGUAAUGGUCAGGUGA